Molecule: messenger RNA, 585 nt
Organism: Amphiprion ocellaris (clown anemonefish)
Lineage: Eukaryota; Metazoa; Chordata; Actinopteri; Pomacentridae
Gene: fbxo36a
Product: F-box protein 36a
Exons: 4
Coding region: 34-585 (183 amino acids)
Molecular function (GO): protein binding
Source: RefSeq, a predicted model, not a curated record
UCUAAAUAACAUUUUAGUAGCUUUUCAGUUGUCAUGGUUACAUGUUCUGCGUCCAAAAUGGCGUUUUUGCUCGGGGAACAACUAUAUCAAAUAAGUGGUCAGGGUCCACCACCUGCAAAAGAUUUUUUCCUACUUGAGAUUACCAAAAAUGAGGUAAUUUGGAAAUCAUGGAAGAUUUCUGUGCGACCUGAACAUAGAGGAGCUCCACCCACACAGCUGAAGAUGGCUCAUCAGGAAUUUCUGCAUGACAAAAGGCUGCAAUGUGAUGUUGUUAUUGUUUUUGGGCAGAGGAUCUUGGAUUACACAGUAUCACUUUGUCAGGGAAAGUUUGACUAUCUGGAACGCUUACCUGAUGAUCUGUUGCUCAAAAUCAUGUCCUACCUGCAACUGAAAGACACAACACUGCUUGCACAGGUUUCACACAGAUUCAGAAAGUUUUGCAACUCAGAGAAGUUUUGGGAGGAGACGGUGAGAAGUCGCUGUGCUGAGUUUUCUAGUGACAUGGAGGACAUAGCCAAUGCCAUGGGCUGGAGGAGGACCUUUUUCGCCUUCUUCCACAAGAGUGCCAUUAAAAAACAGCAGUAA